CUAACAGCCUUCUUUCUUUCUCUCCCCAAUUCCGCAGAUGGCCGACGAAUGGGAGACGCCCUCGCGCAGAACGCUAGACUUCCUCGCCGGUAGCGGUGGCAGUAGUAGCCGAUCCAGUUCUCCAAACUCCAGCCUCCAGCACAUCCCGGCGUACAACUACUUCGACAGUGCCACCCAGCAGCAGCUGCAGCACUAUCAACCGUACCCCUACGCUGCUAGCAAUAAGAAAUUCAUCAGCACCAGUGCCACCAAAGCAGCGGACCACCGGAACCGCCGCCACAAGAUGUUGGAGCGGGCCGCCUAUGCCAACCGUAGCUUUAUGCAUCACAACGAGUACGAUCUGUAUCCGUACCAGGAGAAGCACCAGCAUCAGCCAACAGUAUUUCCACGGGGAGGCGCCGGAUAUGGGGGUGGGUUUGUGUUCCCAUCGUCGCACUACCCAGUCGAUCCAGUGCCCGAUCACCGCAGCAGGAACGAUCGACGACGCCACAGCAUGCACCAUAUCGCCCAGCUGAGCGCGUUGAAGAUGGACGACUUGAAGCAACGGUUCGAUGAGUACAGUUCGUCGGCGGCCGUCGGCAGAGGCGGAGGUGGUGGCGAGAGUGUUGCUGCUAACGGUGGAGGUGUGGGUAGAAGUAGACGUUCGAGCCCGCGCCAACAGCAGCCCAGUAGUGGGGGAAGGCUUGGCUACAGCGGCAGCAAAAGUUUGGACACCUACGAACGGACGUCACCGACUGAGAACGCAGGCAGCGGCGGCAACGGCGGUGGCAGACUGAAGGGAACCAGUGCGAAAACACCAAAACGUGGAUCAAGGUCGUCGCAAGGAUCGACGGACAGUAGUCAUAGUUCUCAUGUAAGUGAAUGUGCGUUGUGUGUGCAUUGCGUGAUGGGCGUUAGGAAUAAUCAUAAGGUAUGGUUCAAGUGAAUAUUUUUAAUAUUACAUACUAGGUUGAUGGGCAGUUAGGAUUGAGUCGUAGUGGAUUCAUAAAAGUGUGGAAAUGUCUGUAAGUUAAACAGCCCUCUGUUAGACCAGUGAUGUUCAACCUUUUCUAUGAGGUACACCAGAUAGAGUUAAAACGGUCAAAGACGGACAUUGGACAUUGAUACAGACUGUCUCAGAAAUUAUAGAUACACUAACAAAUGCCUAUACCAUUUCAUUUUGAGAACAAUAUUCUAGAAAGUUAAACCUUAUAGUUAACAUGUGAAACACAAGUUUUGUCAGUUUUAUUUAUACAAUUGAAAAAUAUAAGGUGAUUUUGUUUUUGUCCUCUUCGUAAUAAAGGAUUUUGUUAGCCAAGUUGUCUCGGGAAAGUUAUACAGAUAAUUUUGAGUUCAACAGAUUUUUGGUAACACUCCACGAUGAAGAAAUCAAAUCUGUCGAUAAUAGCAUUAGCGCUGCCACAUUUUACAGUUAAACCUGCGACAAAUCUUCGUCAGAAUACCACUGAAGGAACUCUUAAAUGAAUUCGUCAUGAAAUCCAACGUACUGUAGAAUAAAGAGUUCAAUGGUUCCUGCUUCGUAUUGUUGUUCGAAAAAAAAUAAGGAAUUCUUGAAAAUAGAUUAAAACAUUAAAGCAUGGAACUUGGUGAUAAAUGAGAAGGUUUUCCAGCGAAAUUUAUAAGAUUUUUUUGAAGUUCUGAGGUUUGAUCUGAUUUUGAGUAAACGUAUGACUUAUUAAAUUCGAAGUCAAUAAUUGCUUAAGCAUUGUUAUAGAAGAACUUUAGCAAUAUUAGGAAUUUUUCAAAUUAAUGUUUAGGCGGAUUUAAUUUUUUAUUACGAAGUUUUCAGAAGUUUAUGAACAUGUAAAAAUCAGCUAUUAAUUUGUUAUUUAUAUGAAGAAAUUUCAUUUUUUCCAGAAGUGAAGCUAUGUAUCAUUGAUUGCCACUAAACUUCGUCAAUAUUGUUUAUUACAAUCUCUCCAAAGCUGCCUUUUUUUUCUAGAAAUUCUUCAUGAAGCAUCUCUAGGUACUCUGCAAUGAAAACCAAUCAACUAAAUGUCAUGAUCGUAUUUGAGGGGCCCAAAAUCAAAGGGGUGUAAGUGACCAUUUUGUCGAUUUUGAGCUGUGAGCAUAUCAAAGUUCUUUAGAUUCCAAGCUUUUUAAGAUUAUUUUACGAUGAUUAGAAAAAUUACAAUAAAUCGUUUAAAAUUGGGUCGAUUUUCAAACUCCAUACAUUUUGUAUGGGGUGAAAAAUUGGUGAAAAACUUUAAACCUCUUUUACUCGAAAGUAGGUUGUUGUCACUUACACCCCUUUGUUUCUACACCCUCAUUUGUUAGAAACUUUUUCACUACGAAUAUUUUGUUUACGAUCGGUUUCACAUUCAAUUCUAGAUUUUCGUUGGGAAUAAAUUAUAAUGGGUACCCUUCUUUCUUAUGUUGCUAUGCUAAUGUCGCGAGUUAACAUUCUUCCACAAUGAGGUCAAAACUUGUUCGUAUGAAUGAUGAAUAUACCUAUUUUCACAAUUUUUACUCCAUUCUAUGUUAUCAAAAACAUCGUUUAGGAAAAAGGAGCCUUCGCAUUUGUAAACCCGACCCUAUUCACAUCACUUGUGUUAUAACAUUUUAAAAAUAUACCUUGAAAACGAAAAAUAGGUACUGGUUUGUUUAUAAAUUAUCAUUUAGAAACUCUUAUUAAAAUUUUUGUCCUUUUUUACUGUAUAUCUUGUAAAUGCAAAUAUACAAAUGAUGGCUUUCUCGGUCUAGGGUCAAUCUAAACGACUAGUUUUGGACUACCCGACGUUUCGGCCGGCUUUAUUUGGCCGUUAUCAAGGGAAAAAUAUUUCACAUUUAGUAUACUUUAACAUUAAACAUCGAUUACUUGUACCUGCUCUGUCAACCGUUUUAUGUCUUAUAGUUUAAUGCCGUCGUCAUAGGGGGUGUGGGCUUCUUGUUUUCUGCCUGGCAUUAAACCAUAAGACAAAAAAAAGGUUGACUGAGUAGGUACAAGUAAUCGAUGUUUAAUGUUAAACUUGGUAUUUUUUCGGUUUUCAGCCACAGAAAAAGCGUUGAUUAUUUCAAAUCUUUGUCUACGUUUCGAUCCUGUGUUUGGGAUCUUUAUCAAGGCUCGAUCUGAAUCAACUUGUGAAGAUCGUGUUGAUCACACGGAGGAUUAUCGUUUUUAUGAGGGUUGAGCACCGCACUUGUAGCAUUGGACCAACCAGCACCCCGGUUGAGAUAGUGGGUGGGUGGUACGCUUGACCGUUCGAGUCGCAACACUUGGUACUUUGGGAACACUUCUGUUCUUAUUUACCAGAUUGGAGUUACUGUUAAAGUAUACUAAAUGUGCAAUGUUUCUAUUUUCCCCUUAAUAAAGGCUAAAUAAAGCCGGCCGAAACGUCGGGUAAUCCAAAACUACCACACAAAAUAACAAUCUGUACAAACUGCAUUGUUUUUUAUUUUUUUAACGUUUCAAUAAUUUGCAGCGAAAAAAUUUUGUACGGGGAAAAAUCUGGAAAGUAAUGAUUAUUACUAACAGUUAUGUACACAUAACAUAUCACUCAAUACCGACUUUUAAAGUUCUUAUUUCGGAUAGAAAAACCUCCAACAUAUGAUCUAUCCCAAAAAACACCUACUUUUUGGUCGAGCUUUGACGCUCUGUUUUAAAUAUCUUCAGAGGUUAUAAAAUUCCGUUCUCUGGUAAUACUACCUCUUCAAUAGAUUUUAAUACACUCCCGAUCAAAAGUUUGGGGUCACCCCCUCAAAAACAUGUCAUUUUUUAGGCCCAUAUUUUCGCCAAUUUGCGUCCGAUUUCAAAACCCCAGGUUUCAUUCAAAAGAUAAUAAGUCAAAGAAACUUUGAACAUGACUCAAAAGAAACUUUUUCAAAAAAAAAUGUAUGUAUACUUAACCCAAAGUUGCCAAAUUUUCUAAAAAAUGAAUAUAAACUUAUGGCAGUGUCGCUGGAAAUUAGGUUGACCAAAUUUUAAGAUGAGAGCGGUAAUAUGACCCAUUUUCUAUUAGCUUUCAACUGCUUUUUACAGAACUUAGCUGAAAAAUCUAGAAAAAAAAGUUAUUAAGUAAAUUAAUCCUUGAUGUCAUCGACCAAAAGUUUGGGGUCACUUUCAUAAAACAUGCAAAGGUGAUUUGGUGAUAUCUUCGUCAUCUAUAGUUCAAUUUUAAUUCUUUUUUGCUCAUUUCAAAGAUAAUUAACUAAAUUUACGUUUGAUGUCUUUAACUAAACGUAUUUAACGAUUUUUGUAAAUAAAAAUGUUAUGUGAAGUUAACACAUUUCACCACACUUCAAAAAAUGAGGCAACUUUACGUUAAGUUUAAGUAUGUAAAUUUCAACAAAUAUGUGUGGUUCAAUGUCUAUGCAGUAAGUAUCAUUCAUUUUGUUUCAAAUAAGCCAAGAAGAAUUAAAAUUGAAUGAAAGAUGAUAAAGAUAUCAACAAAUCACUUUUCCAUGUUUUACGAUAGUAACCCCAAACUUUUGGCCAAUACAUUAUUUUGAGGGGUGACCCCAAACUUUUGGUCGAUGACAUCAAGGAUUAAUUUACUUAAUAACUUUUUUUUUCUAGAUUGUUUAGCUAAGUUCUGUAAAAACAGUUGAAAGCUAAUAGAAAAUGGGUUACAUUACCACUCUCAUCAUAAAAUUUGGUCGACCCAAUUUCCAGCGACACUGCCGUAAGUUUAUAUUCAUUUUUUAGAAAAUUUGGCAACUUUGGGUUAAGUUUACAUACAUUUUUUUGAAAAAGUUUCUUUUAAAUCAUGUUCAAAGUUUCUUUGACUUAUUAUCUUUUGAAUGAGACCUGGGGUUUUGAAAUCGGACGCAAAUUGGCGAAGAUAUGGGCCUAAAAAAAUUACAUGUUUUUGAAGGGGGUGACCCCAAACUUUUGAUCGGCAGUGUACAUACCCAAUUUAAAAAAAAUCUAAUUUUUCAAUUUUAUGUAUGUUUUAGUUGCGUAAUCGUUCUUUGAUAACGCAUAAAAAAAGAGUUCCUCAAAAAAUGGUCUUUUUUCUUUCCUAAACUGCAGAGGGAUUUUUUCUUGAUAAAAAUAAUUUUCCUAUAUCAUGAGCAUUCUGGAAAAGAAUAUAUUUGCACAAAAAUAAGAGAAAAAAAAUUGAAUAUUUUCCCACAGUUUUCGCAAUUUUAAAUUUUUAGGAGGUGUCCAAAAUUUUAAUCUUUGAGAUAAAAGUCCAAGUUAAUUGAUGAUUUUUUGAAAAUCAGAACUGCCAUUCUUUAUUUAAAAGAUUUUUAUAGUAUCGCCAUAAAUAAAAUUAUAUUUAUUUCGAACCGAUUAUUUUUUAGGCAAUUGUGAACGUUUAUAGUUAAUUUCCGAUACAGUCCUUCCGCCGCCUUACUUUGCCUACUAGGGUAUAACUUUUUUCACAGUCGUCGGAUUGCUUAGUGGUCUUCGUCAAAGUUGUUUUAUCUAUAGUUUAUCUAUGCUUGCAGUGCCACCUAGCGGUAGAAAUCGAGAACUUAAGAAUUCUGCAUAUAUUUGGCCUUGUUUUUCCAUACAAACGUCAAGCCUGUUGAGUACUUAGGCUUGACCGAUUUUACUGAAAUUUUUAAUGUAGCUUCUGGGAGUUCAACACAACUGAUUCAGGAGAUAAGACUUGGUAUUUUUCGAAAUUUUUAUUUUUCAUAUAAGUGUGGGCCACCCUUGCCGAUAAUACAAAAUGUCACUCUAUAACGUUAACGGCCAUUAGCUUUCAAUAAAAUUUAUUGAGAAAGAAUCCCUAAUAAUUCAAGUAGUUUGAAAUAUAGUAACGUCACGAGAAAUUCUGAUGAUUUUCCUAAAUUGUAAGAGGUUCAGUAGAGUGACUCAUGCUAGUUUGGAAAAAAACAUGUGUCAAAGGUUUGAUGAACUCACUUUUUAUUUAAUUUCAUAUGAAACUCAGAAUCAUUGGUAAAACUUUCAGCGGAAUCCGAUAACAUUUCAAGCCUAACUUUACCAAACACCGUAUGUAACAUAACUAAUUAAUGAGGCGUCCGACUUGAAUGUAGUCCUCAGCAAAGUUGUAGCUGAUAGAGUAGCCUAGGAGUACCAAGGUUUAACUAACACUCUAGGGCACUUAGGGAAAUGUUACGGUCAAUUGAAUGUAAACGUCCUUUCUCCAUAGUAUGUAAUUCCCAUACAAACUUUGAAGGGCUUGUGCACUCUCAAUUUUCAACCAAAUCAGCUCAAUUUUUGGGAGAAGGCUCAGAAUCUGGUUAAGAAUCGAAUAAGCGGUGUGGAGCAAAAACGACUACCUAAGUAGUAUAGAUAGUAGAGUAAACAUAGAUCAGCUAAGAUGAAUCCGUUGUAUCCAAACGAACUGUCAAAAUCUGUAUCCAAACGAGCAUGACGUCACGAUUUGGACAACAUCAAUGGAGCGCAUGACGUCAUAUUCAACCGUCGAACUCUUGAAAAUUACUACUUACACGCUUGAAACAUUUUAGUCAGCGGUGUCCGCGGAUCUAUGUUUACUCUACUAAGUAGUAUAUAUCUUUGCGGACCUUCACAAUCUCUUGACGGGCAUUAAUGGAUCUGUAAAACCACCGAUUACGCUUGUAGAUAUAAAGAAAGCUUAUAUCCCGUCGAGUUUUUUUUACUAAAUCAUUUAUUCUAGGCUCAUGCGCCAGCAGGCAUAACUGAGCCGAAUUCAGUAAAAACUUUUUACAAUUUCAUGUUUUUGACUAACUUGGGUCUUGUACCAUUUGGGCAGGUGUACCUAUUUUGGGCACUUGCCGCUAUAACUAAGUCAAUUUCAAACCGAUUGAUUUGAAAUUUUGUAUA
Molecule: messenger RNA, 6721 nt
Organism: Aedes albopictus (Asian tiger mosquito)
Lineage: Eukaryota; Metazoa; Arthropoda; Insecta; Diptera; Culicidae
Exons: 1
Coding region: 38-925 (295 amino acids)
Source: RefSeq, a predicted model, not a curated record